AUGUCACUUGGAGCCGCGCCGAACGCGAACGGAGACGAGGUGUCUCCCAUCAAAGACGACUCAACCGCUGCUGCUCCUCCGCCAGCUCAGCCCGACCCCAAUGCAAAGGCCGUUCACGAUGUGAUCAACUCGGAGAUUGGUGUAGCAACCUUACUGAACCGUUUGAAGCAAAGCAUAGCCUCGGCAAAGGAGUUUGCUAUCUUUCUGAAGAAGCGGUCCACGUUGGAGGAGGAGCAUUCCAAUGGGCUCAAGAAGCUCUGCAGGUUAACGACUGAAAACGUUCGAAGACCGGAGCAUCGCCAUGGUACAUUCCUACAUUCUUACGAAGAGGUCAUCAACAUCCACGAGCGCAUGGCAGACAAUGGGGACCAGUUUGCCAGUUCACUGCAUCAGAUGCACGAGGAUCUCUUGGAGUUGGCCUCUAACAUGGAGCGCGGCCGCAAGCAUUGGAAGGCCACAGGGCUCGCAGCUGAGCAGCGAGUCGCUGACAUAGAGGCAGCUAUGAGAAAAUCCAAAGCCAAAUACGAUGGUCUGGCAGAAGACUACGACAGAGCAAGGACAGGCGAUCGCCAAUCAGGAAAGAUAUUCGGUUUGAAGGGUCCCAAGUCUGCUGCGCAACAUGAGGAGGACCUUCACAAAAAGGUGCAGGCUGCAGAUGCGGACUAUUCAUCCAAGGUGCAGACAGCGCAGGCCCAGCGAGCUGAAUUGUGGUCUAAAUUGAGGCCCGAGGCUGUCAAGGCACUACAGGAUUUGAUUAAGGAGUGCGAUUCGGCACUGACUUUGCAAAUGCAGAAAUUUGCAUCCUUCAACGAAAAGCUCCUUUUAAGCAACGGCCUGAAUAUCAGCCCACUCAAGGGUAGCGAGCAAGGAAGCCAACCCCGCAGCCUCCGUGAAGUUGUCUAUGCUAUUGACAACGAGAAAGACUUGAGCAACUACGUUAGCAGUUUUGCAAACAAGGUCCCUGCUCGAACUCCAGAGAUUAAGUAUGAGCGGAAUGCAGUCUUAAUCCCAACCACCCAACCCAGUGCGCCUCCUCAGCGCCAAUCAGAUCCUCCUGCGUCUUAUUCUUCUCGCCCAGGUCUUCCGCAAGCAUUCGGCGCAGCACAAUCCCCGCAUCAGACGCACAUGAGUCAGCCUUUCAACCAAGGCCCCCCGCCUGCCUUGCAGCAGCAUGAGAGGAGUUUCAGUCAAGGCCCUCCAGUGCAGCAAUAUAAUAACAACCCCAUAAAUAGCUCCAUGAAUACUUCAAUGGGAGGUCCGCCACGAGUCCCUUCACAAGGAGCCCCAUACAACACCGGCUCCAUCGCUUCCAAUGGCCCACCACAACUUUCAACGCUUCCCUUCCAAACCAAUCAAGCUCCUCAGCCCUCAUUCUCGCAGCCACAACAGCAAACGAUUCCAGCACCAUACUCGCAGCCACCACCGUCCGGACCUCCUGCUGCCAAUCUGCCCCCCUUGAAACCCGUUUUUGGCCUCAGCUUAGAACAACUCUUUGAGAGGGAUGGCUCAGCUGUGCCUAUGGUGGUCUAUCAAUGCAUUCAAGCGGUAGAUCUGUUCGGGCUAGAAGUCGAAGGCAUAUAUCGUUUGUCAGGUACCCAGUCUCACGUGAACAAGAUAAAAGCAAUGUUUGACAACGGUAGGGUAGAUUUCCGGGAUCCCGCAAAUUUCAUUCACGACGUGAAUAGUGUUGCUGGUCUGCUGAAGCAGUUCUUCCGCGAUCUCCCUGAUCCACUCUUGACUUCCGAGCAUUAUGCUGGGUUUAUUGAAGCUGCCAGUACCGACGAUGAUAUCGUCCGACGAGAUUCGUUACAUGCAAUUAUCAACAGUCUCCCGGACCCGAAUUACGCUACUCUUCGUGCCCUGACGUUGCAUUUGCACCGAGUCACAGAGGCUUCGAGCGCCAAUCGAAUGAACACGAGCAACCUGGCAAUUGUGUUCGGCCCAACAUUAAUGGGCGCCAACACCGGCCCAAACAUUCAAGACGCUGGUUGGCAAGUCAGGGUCAUUGAUACCAUAUUGCAAAACACAUAUCAAAUCUUCGAUGAUGACUGA
Messenger RNA from Hyaloscypha bicolor E, 2052 nucleotides. RefSeq names its product RhoGAP-domain-containing protein. The record is from RefSeq and is a predicted model, not a curated record. Bases 1 to 2052 code for a protein of 683 amino acids. The transcript is spliced from 6 exons. Gene Ontology annotation, cellular component: cytoplasm. Gene Ontology annotation, biological process: signal transduction; regulation of GTPase activity. Lineage: Eukaryota; Fungi; Ascomycota; Leotiomycetes; Helotiales; Hyaloscyphaceae.